AUGAAAUCCAACAUCGCGACAUUCCUGUUGAUCAUCAUUUGCGUCAGCAGUGUAGUCGCCGAUAAUUGUGAAGAGGUUACUGCAUCUGCUGAAGCAAACAGUGUCAUUGUGAGAAGCGGUAGCAAGGGCUGCCAGUACCGCGUCAAACCGGAUUCCGGUAAACCGGUGAAGGUCUUUGUUAAUUCGACGAGUGGAAGGAACUGUUUGAACGUGGCCAGUGGAGGGAAAUCAGAAACGAUCUGUCCAACAGGUCCAACGACUGAAUUCACAUCCAACUCGGCGAUUGAUAUUAGUGCGGAGACCGUGACGAGUACAACUGCAGAUGCCACAACGAUAAUCGCAUCGACAGCUACGCCAUCUCCCAGUCCAACAUCACCCGGAAAUAAGAAUGAGUCAGAAGAAGCAGAGCCCGGAAGUAAACCGGGUGUUAACGUACAACCAUCACCAGCGGGUGAAGGUGUCCAACAGCACGAGGAAGAAAAGGAAAACAAAGUGGAAGAUAAAAAGGCAGCGGUGAAACCGUUGGAAAUUCAUGCUGCUCCUUCUGUUAAAUUAGUAAGGAAAACCAGAGAUGCUUCCACCAGUGCUCGACCUAAUGACGUUACUGUUUAUUAUAUGUUGGAUGGUGUUUCGAAGUACAACCCGCCAUGGUUCCUAUUGCUGGGCCUAUUUGCACAUCUCGUCAACGGUGGUCUAUAG
Messenger RNA from Echinostoma caproni, 699 nucleotides. The record is from the annotation of a GenBank genome assembly. Lineage: Eukaryota; Metazoa; Platyhelminthes; Trematoda; Plagiorchiida; Echinostomatidae.